This is a messenger RNA of Chrysemys picta bellii (western painted turtle), 3100 nucleotides long. RefSeq names its product transcription factor SOX-17-like. Lineage: Eukaryota; Metazoa; Chordata; Testudines; Emydidae. Gene Ontology annotation, molecular function: RNA polymerase II cis-regulatory region sequence-specific DNA binding; DNA-binding transcription activator activity, RNA polymerase II-specific. Gene Ontology annotation, biological process: angiogenesis; vasculogenesis; anatomical structure morphogenesis. The record is from RefSeq and is a predicted model, not a curated record.
UCCCCCCACCCUGAAUCCUGGAAAAACCCGUCCCCGCCCGGCGCUGUCUGUCCUGUAACCUGCACAGGUAAAGAGUAGCGGGAAGGGGCGGGGCUGGGACUCUUCCAUUCCCCGCUCGGAGCGUCGAGCCCCCCGUCACCUUCCCAGCCCAGACCCCGCCCCCGCCCCGCCAUUGGCCGCGGCUCUGGGUAAAUGCGGCCGCGCUCUGACAGCUGCCAGCAGUGAGCCUGUUGUCCCCCCCCCCACCACCCCCGAGACCCUGCUUCAAUCAGCGGCGUCCCGCGCCCAGCCCCGCGCGCCCAGCCUGCCAGGGGAGCUGUCCCUGCUGCCCCAGCCGAGCCAGGGGGAGAAGGGGCUGCUCGGAGCAGACGGUCCUUUUCCUCCCAGCUGUUGCCCGGGGAGGGGUCGGAGGCGGGUCCGGUUCAGCCCGGCUCCUCCCGGUGGCUCCGGUUGCCCCGAGAUGAGCAGCCCCGAUGCGGGCUACGCCAGCAGCGACGACCAGACGCAGGCAAGGUGCUCGCUCCCCAUCAUGAUGCCGGCCCUGGGCCCCUGCCAGUGGGCAGAGUCCCUGAGCCCCCUGGCAGACGCCAAGGUGAAGAGUGAGGCGGCCCCGGCGGGGGCUGCGAGCAGCAGGGCCAAAAGCGAGUCCCGCAUCCGCCGGCCCAUGAACGCCUUCAUGGUGUGGGCCAAGGACGAGCGCAAGCGGCUGGCGCAGCAGAACCCGGACCUGCACAACGCGGAGCUCAGCAAGAUGCUGGGGAAGGCCUGGAAGGCGCUGUCGCUGGCGGAGAAGCGGCCGUUCGUGGAGGAGGCGGAGCGGCUGCGGGUGCAGCACAUGCAGGACCAUCCCAACUACAAGUACCGGCCGCGCCGGCGGAAGCAGGUGAAGCGCCUGAAGCGCGUGGAAAGCGGCUUCCUGCCGCACGGGCUGGCGGAGGCGCCGGGCGCCGGGCUGGCCAGCGAGGGCAGCAGGAUGUGCGUGGAGAGCCUGGCCCUGCCCUACCCGGAGCAGGGCUACCCCGCGGUGCAGAGCGCGCUGCCCCCGGCGCUUGGCCACUACCGGGACUGUCAGCCCCUGGCUGCCGCCUUCGACGGCUACAACCUGCCGACCCCGGACCCCUCCCCGCUGGACGCGGCGGAGACCGAGACGGCCUUUUUCACACCGCCCCUGCAGGACGAGUGUCAGCUGGCGCCCUACGGCUACCCCGCGGCCGAGUACUCCACGCACGGGGCCGAGAGCCAGGUCAGCGCCGCGCUCCGCAGGCACCUGCCCCGCGCCGAGCCGCUGGGGCAGCUCAGCUCCCUGCAGAGCCUGCUGGGCUGCCAGGGCCCCCUGCACGCCUACUACGGGCAGCUGUGCCCGCCCGCCGGCCCGGCCCGAGCUCUCCAGCUCCCGCCGCAGCCCUGCCAGCCCUCGCCGCCGCCCGAGGCGCAGCAGUGCAGGGAGCCGCUGGAGCACCUGUCGCAGGACGAGCUGCUGGGCGACGUGGAUCGCACCGAAUUCGAGCAGUACCUGCACUUCGCCUGCAAGCCGGAGCUAGGGCUCCACUUCCCGGGCCACGAAGCCGGCCUGCCCGCGCCAGACGCCCACGGGCCCAUCUCCUCCGUGGUUUCGGAUGCAAGUACUGCUGUGUAUUACUGCACUUACCCAGACGCCUGAGAGACACGGUCACUCCCAGCGCUCUCGCUGUGUGAAGUAGCUGGGAGUGUGUGGCGGACUCCCUGGUGAUGGGAGCCUUGUACAGAAGGGUGUGUGCUUUGCUCCUAUUUAUGUAAUUUAUUGGAAUCUUCACUGGAGCUAUGGGACAGCCAACCUGGGUCGAAAAGUACUUAUCUGUUUGAACUAAAACAUGAUUGUUAUAACAUACAGGUAAGGGUCUUCUAUGGCUGGCUGACCUGCAACUGGUUCAUCUGUUUUAUAUGUCAAUGUCUGUCUGUUUUGUAAGAGUAAUGAUAAAAGUGGUGCCUCUUGCCCACAAUGUUUUUAUAGUUAAACUUUUUAAAAAUGCCUCCUUAAAAGAUUCUUAUUUUGUACUUUUAGAAAAUAAAUCACUGAGAUUUCUUAUGCAUUUGUUUUUCUGUAUAAGUAGCAUUCCUUUUUAGACUAUGGAAACCUCUAUAUCCUGCUCUAAGCAGAGAAAUCAUGGAGUGGGGAAAAAUGUAAUUACUUGGCCUUUGAGCCAUUCCUGCCAUCAUUAACUUGGGCAAAGGAUCUCUGGAACGAAACAAGGCUUUUAUUUGCCAAGUUUGGACUCUUAGUGCUGAAAUAAGACCUACUGUACACUUAUUUGGGACACACUACUGACUUCUGUAAACAGUACUUCUUACCAAUCUAGAAGAGCAAACUAAUAUCCUUUGGCCUAAUAUUUUCUCUUUGUUGUAUUUGGGUCCUCUUCAGACAUAGUAUAAUACCUAGUUCAUGCUGAUCCUUCAGUUGGGUUUAGGUUAUUCUAUUUUUAUGGCAGUUGCUCAGGGCCUCAGAAGCCAUUGCUGCUGAAGGAAAAGUAACAAACAAGAUUUCAAGGUAAGGUGAUUAUUACUAGAAGUGCAUCUCAGCUUAGCAAAUAACUUUAAAUGUGAACUUCCCCUCAGCUUCAACAUUCCUGUUUAGAUACAUCUCCACCAGAAGGAAAAAAAUAGAUGCAUCAAAACCACCUCUGUAAAACACAAAGCCAAAUGGAACAUCGAGAAAGGAUCUUGGAUUUUGAUUGGGGUGUCUGAUGAAAUAUUUCAUCAAGCAAACAAAAAUCCAAAUGUAAUAAGUACCUACAGACUAGAUGAGUCUUUAUGUAAUAAACUGUUACCUCCUGGUGAGCUGGAAUCUCAGACUGAAUAACUGAUCUUUUUCCUUGCAAUUCAGGAAGGCCACUACUACUUAUUACCAACAAAGAUAACUACAAUUCUGGCCUGUGCUAGCAGCUCAACUUCAGAUAAUUGGGAAUACCCUAAUGUACACAAACAGAUUAAUUUAAUUUCAAAUAAAUACUCUACUAAUUAUACACAUGGGCUGGUAACCAUUAAGCAAGAGAAUAUAAUUUUAUGUAGUAUCUUGUGAUCAAGAGGCCAAAUUCUGACCUCAUCUAGGCCAGCAUAAAGCCUG